This is a messenger RNA of Echinostoma caproni, 1905 nucleotides long. The record is from the annotation of a GenBank genome assembly. NCBI's taxonomy places the organism in Eukaryota, Metazoa, Platyhelminthes, Trematoda, Plagiorchiida, Echinostomatidae.
AUGCGGAUUGAAAUCAUGCGACGUGUUCGUGAACGUGAUAAUUCGCCGAAAGCCAUGCGUUCGCACACGCGACGCGCGCAUAGAGAUCGCUCCGGUCCGGGAUCCCCUCGACGUUCACAUCGUGAUCGAGGUGGGGAGGGAAAAGUCUACUCCAGCACAGGGCAUCAUUCUGGUCUGCGCAUGGGCAGUUUAAAGAACCCACAUCCAGAUUCAUUUCAAACAUUGUGUGUGCGCAACUUCUCCUCGAAGUUGAGCAUCGAAGCUAUUCAAGACUACUUGUUUCAGGAUUUCAAUGAAUUUGGAGACAUGUCCAUCAGCGUUGGCCAUUUGGAUGGAGAACGUGCUGCUCUGAUCAAUUUCAAAUACCCAGAAGAUGCACAAGCGGCCUACAAUGCCAAACCGACUGUUUAUUUGCAUGACCGGACUGUCACAGUGGAACCCCUGCUGGACACGAUCACUGAGGAGGGCACAUCAUCAGCCGUAUAUGGUACUGGAAAAUCUGCCAGUGAUUUCGAAGAAGAAUUAGACCCACUCUUCGAUCGACGUGCUCCUCGGCAUGGCCUAUCCCACAAACUAGACUCAAGAUUUGCCACGGAACUUCCACCCAAGGCAGUUGGCGGCCCCGGCGCAGUCGCUACCCCGAGUUUGUUGGGUAUGCCUAGCCUUGCAUCCUCCGCUAUGGUUGCAGCUGCAGCUGCAAGAGCUUUAGGAUUGGGUUCAGCCAAUCCCUUGGCUACAGGGAUUCCAUCGUCUAUUCAGUCUCCAAUGAAGUGUCAUGGCCUUCUCAAAAACACCGGGCAUCGUUGGUAUGAAGCACAACAUCAUGGCCGUUCCCCAUCUUCUGGUGAUGGAGAUCAGGAUUUUAAAGCAACGCGUACUCUUUUUAUUGGCAGUUUGGAGCCCGAUAUUACUGAGAGUGAGGUAGUCGAGGCGUUUGAACGCUUCGGAUACAUUGAACAAAUAGAUAUCAAGCGUUCCACAAAAGUUGGAAUGCACUCUUAUGCGUUUGUGCGUUUUCAAAACGUUGACAUGGCGUAUCGAGCCAAAUCUGCCAUGUCUGGACGUUGUAUCCGAUCGCUUCAUUGCAAAAUCGGUUAUGGUAAAUGCAUUCCUUCCACUUGUCUAUACAUUGGAGGACUGGCAAAAGAUAUGUUUGUGGAAGUCAUGCAUCGUUUACUUCCCCGACUGGCUCAAGUGGUUCAAGUGGAUAUAGUCCCUGGGAGGAAUUUCGCUCAGAUCCUUUUCGAGACUUGUGAGGCCGCUUGCGAAGCUAGCAAACAGUUAAAAACCCUCGCACUGGGCCUACGCUUGGCUAAGCGGUUGCGCAUCGAUUUUAUCGACCCUGAGACGUUUCGUAAUCCUAUGCCGAAAAAUCCUUUGGGUUUGCUAGUCCCAGGAGGGUAUGCAUCUGCUGCUGGAUUACACACUUCUGAUUCACGUGUUCCAAGCCACAGUCUCUCGACCGAUGCUCACCAGAAGUUGUCUACUGGCUAUGCAGGUGCCGGCAGUAUACCCCGUAUGGGCCCGGUCGGUCGACUAUCCACAUUGCAUCAGCUUGUGGGACCGGAAUGUUCCAACUCCUUCCAGGGAAAGCACGCGGCUCUCGACGCAAUGUCUGAUCCACGUGGCAAGCCGGGCGAAUACCGUGGUUCAUUGCAUCAUGGCCGAACUAGAACAUUGCUCAGUCCGGCGGCUUCCGUUCACCCCACAUUGCAAAAUGUACAAAACUUGACUGAUUUGGAUCGUUGUCUACAACCGGAUUUGUGGACAGGCGAGCUUGUGUUGAAGAAAUGUGGCUUUCGAUUUCGCUGCUUGCAUGUGAUCGGUGAUGCGGAACUCGGCUCACGUUUGAUUGAUCCUGCUCCCACAGAGACAACUCCAGCAAGUGAGUGCAUGAAUGAGUGA